GAAAGAGUUAAUAUCAGGUACCGCCUCUCUGUGGGCGGAGCUAUUGCAGGAAGAAUGCCGGGGAGUUCCAUGACGCUGCUGCAGCUAUUCCUCUAUUGAACAUCAAGACAGAACCUCUUCCGUCCCAUCCAAGCCAUGUCUGUAGGCUCCAGUCUCCUGAGGAUGCGGGUCCUCUUCCGGCCACACCUUCUGAUGUUACUGGACCACCCGCAUCGCGCUGUCCACACCUCCUGCGCUGCCUUCGCCGGACACAACAAAUGGUCCAAGGUCAAAAAUAUUAAGGGUCCGAAGGACGAAGCUCGGGCCCGUCUCUUCCAGAAACUUUCCAUGUUGAUCCGACUGGCUGUAAGAGAUGGUGGACCCAACCCGGAACUGAACACGAAUCUCGCCAAUAUUAUUGAGCAGUGCCGCAGCAAGAGCAUGCCCAAGGCCUCCAUCGAAGCAGCACUCACCUGCGCGGAAAAAAUCAAAUCGUCCUACUUGCUGUAUGGGGUGCGAGGCCCUGGUGGUUGCACCCUACUAAUUGAGAUACUGACGGACAGUGCGAAAAGGUCCUCUAAUGAUAUCCGGCAUCUUCUGAACAAACACGGGGGACAACUUGUUGACGGGGCUCAACAUAGCUUUGUGAAGAAGGGCGUCGUCGCGGUGAGCAGCGAGAACCGGUCCGGCAGCACCGUCACCUUGGACCAGGCCCUAGAGCUGGCUAUUGAGGCUGGAGCGGAAGACGUCCAAGAGGAGGAGGAUGAGAACGAGAAGAUGCUUCUGAAGUUCGUUUGCGCUGUGCCAACAUUGCACCAGGUCCGUGAAAAGCUCAACUCGCUGGGCCUCUGUACUGUCUCUGCCGGCUUUGAGUUCAUCCCGACCUUCAGCGCCCAGUUAUCGGACGAGCAGAUGGGUCAGGCGUUGCAGCUGCUGGAGGCUCUGCGGAACAACCUGGAUGUCGUCCGCGUGUACGACAAUAUUGCAUAGAUUGGUGAGCCUCCCUGGAGAACCUCUCUCGGCGUCAGUGGGAGCGGCAGAAGACUGUUAUAAGCUGUGGCGUGAUGUGCACCAUGUCAGAAACUUUGCUGCAAGGUCAAAUCUGAGGUGCUUUUUCUGAGCUGUUAAGGGUGGCAGCCAGGAAUGAGGGUUACUGUGCUGCGGAGGCUUCCACUCGUCUCCCCUGCUGGACUUUUCUCUCGUAGUUAAUGGUACCUUGCCUGAAGGCAGGCCCACACUGUGAGCAAAUCUAAUGGGCCCUCGAGCAGCUGUGGAUGUCAAGUGAGCACUCUGGCAAGGUUGGAUUUUGGCCCUGCUUUGCACACUUCUUCUGCUGGAAAAAUCCAAGGAGUGUUCACUACAAAGGCCUCCUUCUUGAAGCCGCAACGUUCUCUGGAGUUCCAGGACUGAAGCAAGGUCCAUGGACUUUUAGUCUUAUGGAUGACCCAGGAAAGGCCAAUGAAUUGAGGUUAUUCAUGAGCCAGCAAUGGCAUAGUUCAGGCAUCCCCAAACUUCUGCCCUCCAGAUGUUUUGGACUACAAUUCCCAUCAUCCCUGACCACUGGUCCUGUUAGCUAGGGAUCAUGGGAGUUGUAGGCCAAAAAUCUGGAGGGCUGCAGUUUAGGGAUGCCUGGCAUAGUUACUGGAUGCCUCACUACCCCUCACUUGACUCAAUGCCCAAAUGGGACUUUUGUUUUCUCAGGCAUUGUUUGGAGGUGUGUGGUUGCUCAAUAGCCCUGCAAGGGCAAAAACCUUUGAUAACAUUGUCCAUUUUGUAAGAGAGGAAGGCUGCAAAGCAGAACGAGGCUGAAAGCAGGUGUCAUGUUUUUAAGUGUGGUGGAAGCAGCCUGAAAGCUCACAUGUAUUUUGCCUUGGAAGACAUUUGUUGUAAAGAGGCAGAAAAUGGUGUGUUCAACAAGCCACGGUUCAUGUCUUUAUCCCAAGUGUUGCCUGCCGUUUGGAGAAAGCUAAUUAAAGUUUUGUGUUUGCUGUA
Messenger RNA from Zootoca vivipara (common lizard), 1971 nucleotides. It is a transcript of the gene TACO1, whose product is annotated as translational activator of cytochrome c oxidase I. NCBI's taxonomy places the organism in Eukaryota, Metazoa, Chordata, Lepidosauria, Squamata, Lacertidae. Gene Ontology annotation, cellular component: mitochondrion. The record is from RefSeq and is a predicted model, not a curated record.